UGGCUAUGAUUUAGCCUAUUGGAUGACUUACAGUAGCCUCCAAAGGUCGGAUCACUCUAUGUAAACUUUGUAAAUAGUCUAGUCUAGAUCGAUCAAUGCUACCUCGUGAACGGACGUUAUGCAAUGUUAAGAUAAUUUCCUCAGCUUACUUUCGCCUCAUAUCACUGACGAUGGCGAGCCCUACUACGAGUGACAACAUCACAUAGGUAUAUAACAAUGUACUUACAGUGGUCUCAAAAGCCCCAGUUAAAUCCGCAAAGCACAAGGUGUCAACACUACUGAGAGGGCAAGAUGAGACAUCACGAGUUUAUCCUUGCUCUUACGAGCCUCUUCACUAUCUCCGUCUCGUCGAUAGAAUACCGACGGUCCCAUGGUGACCUAGAGCCUCUAGAGCCAUGGCAGGUAACAAGAUUAAACACAUUCUCUCCCUCAGGGCGCCCAGGUAGCGACACACUCGCCCACCUAUGGGCCAAUAUCACGAACCCUAACUCCGUUCCCGCCGGGCCUGGGACCACCUUCGACGCCAGCAGCGCGAACUGCACGGUGGACUGGACUUACGGAGGCGAAAACCCGUACGGUCGUGUAUUUGAGUGUGACACAGAGGACGCUCAGUCAUCAUCCUCAUCCUCCGUCUCGAAGUGGGAAAUCGAGGUUCUAGAGGCGAAUAGUACUUCGCCGUCGGCCACCACGAACAUGGAUGUCAAGUUUAUGCUCACGGUCAACUUGACGGUCGACGGAGAUGAUUAUUACAAGGUCUUGGUCGGAACGCAGCAUUUUCAGCUCGGGGAAAAUAUGGAAGGGACAUGUGGCGGGAGUGGUGUGUGUUCGUGGAGUUUGAAGAGCGAUAGUGUUCCAGUAUUGGUUCAGCCUACAAUUGUGGCCUGUGAAGGGACAUGCUGACUUCCUGUAACCCGCGAGUGAGAUUCAUAAGAUGGUGUUAGGUUGAUUGGAUCUUGUGUACUACAGUCGCAUAUAUCAUUGAUGUGUGUUCCGAAGAAUCCUUUCAAGAAAUCUAUAUUUCAGUAACACCACAUCUAUAUCCCAUAAAUAUACAAGAGCAAACGAGGUUGCACCGCUUCUUGGUCAUCCUAAAUCCGCUCGUAGUACACAGCUUCCCAAGUCCAUUCCGAUGAAAGUCCCGAGGUUGAGCUCGGCGCUGGACUUCUCCAAUGGGUAUUCAUAUCUAUAUAUAAAGUAGAGGCUAUCCUAUGUCCCACUGCACAAUC
This is a messenger RNA of Annulohypoxylon truncatum, 1226 nucleotides long. RefSeq lists its product as uncharacterized. Bases 292 to 900 code for a protein of 202 amino acids. The transcript has 2 exons. NCBI's taxonomy places the organism in Eukaryota, Fungi, Ascomycota, Sordariomycetes, Xylariales, Hypoxylaceae. The record is from RefSeq and is a predicted model, not a curated record.